This is a messenger RNA of Phragmites australis (common reed), 2060 nucleotides long. RefSeq names its product cytochrome P450 709B2-like. The record is from RefSeq and is a predicted model, not a curated record. The coding region runs from base 221 to 1786 and encodes 521 amino acids. Lineage: Eukaryota; Viridiplantae; Streptophyta; Magnoliopsida; Poales; Poaceae. The transcript has 5 exons. Gene Ontology annotation, molecular function: heme binding; iron ion binding; oxidoreductase activity, acting on paired donors, with incorporation or reduction of molecular oxygen.
UGCUGCUGCACUUAGUAAUGUGCUAGUUAUGCUCGGCGACUCACCACCUAUAAUAAUUCGACCCUCCUUUCUCUCGGCGCGAGACGCGGCCGAUAUUGUGUGAGAAGAACCACCACCCAUCACACCUGGUGCGUGGGCGGCCCUGCAGGCAAAUCUACCGGUCUCGCGAACGACGAGGAGAGAGGUAUACGAGCCGAGCUGACACAGUUAGCUUGGCGGCAUGGGGGCCGUGCAGCUGGCCGCACUCCUGGCGCUGCUGCUCGCGCUGUGGCGUCUCGCCUGGCGGCCGCGCGCCGUGGCGCGGGCGUUCGCGAGGCAGGGAAUCCGGGGCCCGCCCUACAGGUUCCUGGCCGGGUCCUUGACGGAGGCGAAGAGGCUGCUCAUGGCCGGCCGGAGAGGGGUGGCGCCCCUGGAUGCCGGCUGCCACGACAUCAUGCCCGUCCUGUUGCCGCAGUUCCACAGAUGGGUCGCUGACCAUGGGAGAACAUUUCUGUUCUGGAUUGGGCCAAUCCCUGCAGUCUUCUCUACUGAUCUACAACUGAUCAAGCAAGUGCUCACGGACAGGACGGGCUUGUAUCAGAAGGAUUUCUUGAUCCCCGUUUUGAAAUUCCUCUUCGGCAACGGGGUCAUAUUGAUAAACGGAGAUGAUUGGAAACGGCACCGGAAAGUGGUCCUUCCGGCUUUCAACCAUGAGAAGCUCAAGAGCAUGUCGGCGGUGACGGCAGAGGUCACAGAACAGAUGAUGCAACAAUGGCGCGACCAGAUGCAGCAAAACGGCGACAAGGAAUCAGCUGAAACAGUAGACAUGACCCACGCCUUCAACGACCUGACCACAAAGAUCAACGGCCGCGUCGCCUUCGGCACAAGCCACCAGGAAGUCGAGGAGGUCGUCGUCUUGAUGCGGGAGAUGCAGAAGCUUGCCACCGCGGCCAUGCUAGAUCCCCCGAUACUCUGGUAUCUACCAACUCGGCGCAACUUGCACGUGCGACGUCUGAAUAAACUGCUGAGGAGCAAGAUCAUGGCGAUCAUGCAAGCGCGACUAGCCGCCAAGGGAGACAAGUGUGGCGGCGGCGGCUACGGGGACGACUUGCUCGGGCUAUUACUAGAGGCGUGGACACCGGAGCGGCAAGGGAGCGGCGAGACGCUGACAACCCAUGAGGUGGUCGACGAGUGCAAGACCUUCUUCGCCGCGGGGCAGGAAACCACCGCCACACUCCUCAUCUGGGCCAUGUUCCUGCUCGCCGUGCACCCGCAAUGGCAGGACAAGGUCAGGGAGGAGGUCCUCCGAGAAUUCUGCUGCGGUGGGGACGACGGCAAGGUUCCCAACGCUGAAAUUCUCGCCAAACUGAAGCUGCUUCACAUGGUUGUGCUCGAGACAUCGCGGCUCUACCCCCCGAUCGUGUACAUACAACGGCGGGCCGCCUCGGACGUCGUCCUCACAGACAUCAAGGUGCCCCAGGGGACUGUGAUAUCAAUCCCCAUCGGUAUGCUGCACCGGGACAAGGAGGUCUGGGGCCCCGACGCCGACGAGUUCAACCCCAUGAGGUUCGAGAACGGCCUCGCGGGAGCAGCCAGGGAUCCGAAGGCACUGCUAUCUUUCUCUCUGGGUCCGAGAGUAUGCACUGGCCAGAACUACGGGGUCAUACAAGUACAGAUUGUUAUGGCAAUGAUGCUCAGGAAGUUCUCCUUUUCCCUCUCCCCAAAAUACGUCCACAAGCCGAAGUAUCUCCUCUCCUUGACUCCCAAGCUUGGGAUGCCUCUCAUACUUAGGAACCUAGAUGGGUGAUAAAACAUUACAAAAGUUCAUUGUAAUAAUGCAUUUACACAAAUAAGGUAACAUGUUCUUACCAGUUCCAAUGUGAUAGUAUCAUAUGACUGAUAUAAGGCUCAUGUAUCAACUUCAUAGUUUUUAGACAGUUCUGCCCAGGUUUAAUUGAAACUCCACCGAGACCCAAUUCACUUUUCAAACGCUUUCACAAGUUCCUUUUUCGAGUAAUUGGGGGACGUUAAGUGAGCUUUGAAGAGAAUAUUCAAGCAGGCAGCUUUAUUCGUUCAUGUUU